Molecule: messenger RNA, 923 nt
Organism: Mugil cephalus (flathead mullet)
Lineage: Eukaryota; Metazoa; Chordata; Actinopteri; Mugiliformes; Mugilidae
Gene: c2h19orf53
Product: chromosome 2 C19orf53 homolog
Exons: 3
Coding region: 51-344 (97 amino acids)
Source: RefSeq, a predicted model, not a curated record
UUUUAUUUGUAAACGAAGAAGACGUGCUUUGUGUACUUCCGUUAGCAAAAAUGGCUCAAGGGUCUCAAAAGUUUAAAGCUCAGCGUCCAGGAGCCUCCAAGAAACAACACCAAAACAAACAGAAGGGACCGAAGAAAGGAGGGAGGGUCAUUGCACCAAAGAAGGCUCAAGUUGUUCAACAGCAGAAGCUGAAGAAGGGUCUAGAAGUUGCCAUCAGGAACAAGAUUGAGCAGGAGGUGACCCAGAAGGCCAGCUCCUCCAUGCACAAGCCUCUGAGUGUGAUUAAAGGGUCUGAGGGCAAAGGAAACCCUGGAGCAGCCCGUCCUGGAACCAGCUCUAAAUAGGACUGGUCACACAACUGUGUAGUCUCGUGGUGUUGUAAUAAUAUAAAGGACUUAAGUAUUAAUGAGCCAUGCUUAAUUAAGACCAGAUUGGUUGUUUGUACCUGCCAUAUAUUAAAUAAUCAAACCCAUUCUUCUAAAGACGUCUGUUUAAGACGUUUCUUUUGGGUGGUAUGCAUCACGAGUGUAAAGAAAACUGUUGAUGAUACAGACAUACUCCACUUUUUCUUUCCUCUUUAAAGAGGAGUCUAACCUGGAAACCCCCCCCCCCCCCCCACAAAAUUCUGCAGCGGUACGGGGGAGCUCCAGCAAAGAUCUGCUGUUCAAUUAAAUCUUUUGUGCAGUUUUUAGUGGUGAUGGACAGAAGAGCAACAGCGCACACGUCUGCACUAGUUUAAACGCCCUGCAAGGCAAUUCAAAUCUGGUGUUGCCAGACUUGUAUUUUGGUAGGGUAGCGUGGAUGCUCUUGACUAAAAGACUCCUAUGAUUCUGUCAGAUUAUUGUACACACUGUAUGUACAGAAGAAGUGAGCUGCAGCACUGUGCUGUAUUACAAUUAAAAGAUGAUCUGUGUUUAUUCUGA